CGAGGCGGAGGUAUCGGAAAAUUAUAUUAUUUAUACAUAAAUAUUUUCUUUCUUUCUCACUCUCAAACACACAAUAUGAUUUUCACGCAGCUGAGUUUAGACGAUUUUUCGGGUAUAACAUUCAAAAGCAAUAUGCAUCCUAUUGAUUAUAUUCUUUUUGUAUCUGAAGUUUCUUGCUUGAAAUCUAAAUAUAGUGAAGAAGAUAACUUAAUCGCGGAGCAAGAUAAAGAAUUUCGUUAUAAGAAAGAAGAAAGGAAUGUUCGGAAUAUACAGUCCAUCUUAUCAUCAUACCAACAAGUUCGUGAACAAAAACAUCCAGUUCUUGAUUGCUUCGUCCCAAAGAGGAAACUAUCAAAGCCAAACAGGCAGCCAAGAAAGUUUACGUGUGAACCGAUGAUCAACAAAGCUAUGGAAAAUGAUUCCAAAGAAGAGAGAAUAAUAACGGUUGAUGAUGAAGGAAAAAACAGAGUGAGAAAGAGGAGGAAAAUUAAUGAUAGAACUGAAGCUGUUCAAUUGAAUAUUGAAUUCAAGAAUCAGAUUACAUUCAUAGGGGGUACAGUUGAAUCAGCUAAAUUGGUUAUUGAAAAAAUACUAUUCGAUACGGAUGUUAAUUCAGCAGAAGGAAGGCUUUCAAUCCCACAAAACCAGAUGAGUAAUAAGUUUCUAAAUACUGGAGAAGAACAACUUUUGAAUACGCGCAAUGGAGCUAAAAUGUCUGAGAUGAAUGUGUCGUUGAUUGAGCCUUCGCGUCAAGUAAGUCAAAUCAAUCUGAGAAAAUGGACUAUGAACAAAAAUAAUGGAAAGACAAGUUCAAGUUAUGUUUUAGUAAAAUACUGGAAUGAUGUGAGAAAAAGGAACGGUUUGAAAAGCGGUAUGAAGAUGCAAUUGUGGGCAUUCCGAAAGGAUGAAAAUUUAUGUUUUGCAUUGGUCAAAGUUUAAGUUACUUCGUAAUAGUUGGUUGAUGUCGUUGUUCUUGUUGUCGUUACAGUAGUUGACAUUAUAAUAUUAACAUGUUGUUUCCAAAAGCCUCAUGUCUACAUGUCUACAUGAGACUUCUUCUGGAUCUUCGAUUAUACAAUUAGAUUUUGACAAGCUUAGCUAGAUUUGAGUGAUCAAUGCUCUGAGAAUAAAGGGUGAUGUUGAACUACAUCAGUCGCGAUUGUUUCAGUCAAUACACAAAAUACUUUUUUUUGGAUUGUAGGCAGCUCCAUGUAGUGCUGGUUUUUAGAUUUAACAGACAUAUAUAUAAAAUAGUAGCUUUAAAACUCUCCUCAGUAAACUUUCCUUUGAGUUGUCAAUGUUUUUUGUAACAAAUUUGCA
Molecule: messenger RNA, 1320 nt
Organism: Solanum lycopersicum (tomato)
Lineage: Eukaryota; Viridiplantae; Streptophyta; Magnoliopsida; Solanales; Solanaceae
Source: RefSeq, a predicted model, not a curated record